AUGGAGAGCAACAGCAGCACCUGCGCCAUCUGCAAUGGCGACAUGCGCCGUGGCGGCGGUGGCGGCAGCGGCUUCACGGCCGACUGCUCCCACCAGUUCCACUACCGCUGCGUCUCCGGGAGCCUCGCCAGCAGCCGCCAAGCCUGCCCGCUGUGCAGCGCGCGGUGCCGCGACCUGCCGUCCUUCCGCUCCUCCAAGAGCUCCACGCCGUCACAGCCGCCGCUCGCGUCGCGCGCGCCGGCACAACCGUUCUUCCGGCCCAUGGAGCCACGCGUCUUCGACGACGACGACCCGGUGGUCCGGGCGCCUCGGCCUCUCGGCGACCGGCACCAUGGUACCGCGAGUGCGACGUCCAGCGGGUCUUUAGCGGUGGCGCUCAGCACGCACUGCGAGUACUCGUCCCUGGCACGGGACGCGUCACACGAGAACUUCGCCGUGCUCGUGCACGCCAGGGCUCCGGGAACUGGUGGCGCCGCCACCGGCGGGGCGCCGCCGCGCGCGAGGGCGCCGAUCGACCUGGUGACCGUGCUCGACGUGAGCGGCAGCAUGGUAGGGAGCAAGCUGGCGCUGCUGAAGCAGGCCAUGGGUUUCGUCGUCGACAGCCUCGGCCCCGCGGACCGCCUCUGCGUCGUGUCCUUCUCGUCCGGCGCCAGCCGCCUGAUGCGGCUCGCGCGCAUGUCGGAAUCGGACGGCGGGAAGGACCUGGCGAAGCGCGCCGUGCAGUCCCUCGCGGCGGGCGGCGGCACCAACAUCGGGGCCGCCCUUCUCAAGGCCGCCAAGGUGCUGGACGACCGCCUCCGCAGGAACGCCGUCGCGAGCGUGAUACUUCUGUCGGACGGGCAGGACACGUACACCGUGCCCAAGCGCGGCCGUGACGCCAACUACGACGCGCUCGUGCCGCCUUCCUUCAUGUACACCGGCGCCGGCGACCGGUCCGCGCCUGUCCACACGUUUGGGUUCGGCACCGACCACGACGCAGCGGCGAUGCACACCAUCGCCGAGGCCACGGGCGGCACGUUCUCGUUCAUCGAGAACGAGGCGGACAUCCAGGACGCAUUCGCGCAAUGCAUCGGGGGGCUCCUCUCCGUCGCCGUGCAGGAAUUGCGCGUUGACAUCGCGUGCCCGCAAUCGGGGGUGCGCGUCCGGUCGGUCAACUCUGGCCACUACAGGAGCCACAUCAACGUGGACGGCCGCUCCGCCUCCAUCGACGUCGGCGAGCUGUACGCCGACGAGGAGAGGCGCUUCUUGCUGCUCAUGGACGUGCCGAGGGCCCGAUCCACCACGGAUGUCACCCACGUGAUGCAAGUCAGCUGCGCUUACCGAGACAUGAUGACUGGACGGCCAACGAACGUGGACGGCGAGGACGCGGUGGUGCUGAGGCCCUCGCGGGCGUUGAGCCUGGAGCGCUCCGCGGAGGUCGAGCGGGAGCGCGUCCGGUUGGCGGCGACGGACGGCAUCGCUGCGGCUCGUGCGGCGGCAGAGCGGGGCGCUCACGAGGAGGCGGCCGAGAUACUCCAGAGCGGGCAGCGAGCCGUGGCGCGCUCGGCGGCCGCACGAGCGGGGGACUCGAUGUGCGUAGAGUUGUCCCGGGAUCUGCAGGAGAUGAGCGCCCGCGUGGCGGACCGGCGGCGGUACGAGCUGUCCGGGCGUGCGUACAUGCUGGCAGGGCUGAGCUCGCACGCGCAGCAGCGCGCGACGUCGCGGCAGAUGUCUGGCGCCAGCGAGACGACGCGCCGCAGGGCAGAGGCGGCCCUUGGCACGACGGUAAUAUCCACGACGGGCGCCACGGCGUCGUACUCGUACGUGACACCGGCGAUGAUGGACAUGCUGGACCGAUCGCGGAGAUCGCGGGAAAUGACGGCGCUGUCGCAGCAGAGGAGUAAGGAGCGGCGAAGGAGCGCACACUACUGA
Triticum turgidum subsp. durum (durum wheat) is the source of this 1911-nucleotide messenger RNA. NCBI's taxonomy places the organism in Eukaryota, Viridiplantae, Streptophyta, Magnoliopsida, Poales, Poaceae. The record is from the annotation of a GenBank genome assembly.